Molecule: messenger RNA, 6819 nt
Organism: Cladocopium goreaui
Lineage: Eukaryota; Dinophyceae; Suessiales; Symbiodiniaceae
Source: the annotation of a GenBank genome assembly
AUGAGUGAAGAGAAGUCGCUGAAGCUGGAAGUGGCUUUGCUUAGAUCAGAGGUGGCUGGAUUGCAAGCUCGAGUAGCGGAGCUCGAGCGGGUGAGAGGAGGCAGCUCUAGCCCCCACAGUUUUCAGGUGAUUACAGAGGCUGAGACCCCCCAGGAGGCUGAGACCCCCACUUGUGCCUUUGAAGUUGCAGCUGCGGACGCUGAGUCGCGGCUGGCUUUGGCUAAGGAGAUUGGGAAGUUUUUGCGUCGGGCGGUCACGGGCCAGCCCAGGGGCAGCUCCGGGCGUGAUCGCUUGAAGUUGCAAAACAGGUGCUAUUUGGUGGUGGCGGAUUUUGAAGGAAAGGCCUUGACAGAACCAAAGUUUUUGACUUCUUUUCAGGAGGUGAAGGCGAUUUGCAAGAGAGGCAGUGAGGCAGGAGAUUCAGUUUUUGUUGGACUCCCUACGAAGUGGGAAGCUAGAGCGGCGCUGAUUGCGGGGGACUUCCCUCUGCCUCUUGCAGGCCUCGCGCCUGAAGUGGCCCAGGCUCUUUUGGUGCAAGAGUCAGGGUUGUCAACUACGCACUACAGUGUGGCUCAUUUUACCUACGUGUUAGCCGAAGAGCUGCACGCAGUCAAUUUGGUCCCCAUUGCCGUUCACUCAGAGAAGCUACUGAUCGCUGUUCCCUAUUCGGUAUGGAACAGAUUGGUGGUCAGACGCAUGUUGCCAGAGCGGGCUUUGAGCCGGCCAAUUUUGGUGGAAGUCCUGACGGCGUACGAAGAUUCGCCGGAGGAAGCCACGGAGGAGGUUAUGAAGCUGUGGAUAGGGCUUUUGAAUCCCAGCCUUGUCUCGGCUGUGCGCCCUGGCCGGGGCGUGGAUGUGGUAGCAGACAUUUACAAAGAGGACGAGGUUAUGGGCAGGACGCUGAUCCCGUUCGGCCCCAGUUUGGUGGAGGUGUCGGAGGAGCAUUUUGCUUUCCACUCGGCAGAAGAACAAGGGCCUCCGGAGGCAGAGGAAGUCUCCGGAGAUCAUAUGGAAGUGAGGAUGCGAGAGAUGGAGAGAGGUAUGAAAGCAGUGCAGGCGAGUUUAGCCGAGCUGGUGCAGAACAGCCGGCCUCCACCAAAGAAGGUAGAGGUCGAGACCAGGAAGAGUGCCUUGAGAGCCCCGCCCUUGCCGGGCCUCGACCCUGCAGUGGUGACGUCGGCGCGAGAAGCCGGCAUUCCAGAGGAUCAGCUUCGCAGGCUCAGCGGCCUUCUUGCCAAGGGCAACAAGAUGACGGACGUUCCGCGGCCGAAGCAAGCCGCCACCAAGCUCGUCGCCGCAGAUCCGCUGAGCGAAAGCGAAGCCGAGCCUGCGUUCGAAGAGGUGGAAGACGCCACGGAGGAGGAAGCUGCAGGAGCUCCCAUCGAGCAAGCGGUCAAGCAGCUCACAAAGAUCGUGGGCACUUUGGCAAAGGACAGAGAGAAGAAAGCAAGGGAUUUGGAAGCUUUGCUGGAUGGUGUCGAGCCCGAAGGCGAGAGUUCGACCUCGAGCACUGGCAAGGGCAAAGCAGCAGUCUACAAAAGGCUCAAAGCCUGCCUCCAGAGCGAUCCCGCUUUCAUCUACGAGACGGUCGAAAGUCUGUUGGAAAAAGACUUCAAUGUGAUGCGCAGUGCACCGGGCGCCUCAGUCCAGAGCACCUCGGCACGAGCUUGGUUGGAGCACAGGUCGAGGCUGGGAAACUAUGCAGCCACGAUCAGAUACACCUGGAUUCUCUGCGGGAUCUGGGAUGCCCUGCGGAGCGGGGCAGUCAAGGAGGCGAGAGCCCGAGCGGCACUAGGAGUCAUAGCAGCAGACCAGACCUCCAUAGACGGAGGCAGUUGGCUUUUGUCUCAGGAAGUGCUGUUGGAGGAAGCCCCGCCGAUGAGCAGUUUUCAGCAGCGGCGGCAAGUCGACCAAUGGGACCAGCCAAGCUCCCGUCUGCUCGACGAGAGGUGGCAGGAGGUGCUGAUGUGGCGGGUGAACAGCAAACUAGGAAGCCACGAGGGAGGAGCAGCGAAGCCUGCUCCUGCCGCUCCUGGUGCAGGAGCUACCACUUGCAAGGGGUACAGCCUUUGGAAUUCACUUUUUUCUUGCCUCUCCAAGGGGCGAUCAAAGCUUUCUAUGAUAUGGUUCUACGUCAGGGCAACUAGCGCUCAGAAGCGAGCGACCGAAGGGAGUAUGUGGCCGCUGCCGGCUCCUUUCCCGGAAAUGCACCGGAGGGGUGCAAACCGGACUCAGCGCGACGCCGCGCGCAAACUGGGACUAAACUUUUUGGUCCUGGUGCUCAACUUUUUGGGUUCCCCGGCAGUGCAUUGGAGGAGAGCAAUGCCACCUUUGGGGACCCCUUUGAACUCUACGCAGUGGGCUUUUGUCCGCAGCCUUCGACACCAUGUUGAUGCUUGGAACUUGGAAGAAGAUGUGACGAGCGAAGCCAUGGGCCGAGCUGCUGCAAAGGUCGAGAACGUGGAGGCAGUUUUGGAGAAGUUAGAAGAGGAGGCGCAGAGCGUUGCAGAGAGACUGCAGCGCUACAAGCACCGACGAAAGAAGGUGCUGCACACAGACUGGGGUCAUAGGGGAGACCCGGGCGAAGUGGUCGGUCAGAUGGCCCUCAAGCCUGGCCAUCUUGCAAAAGCAGUGGAGCCCGCGCGCCUGCAUUUCUGGGGCGUGCCAAGUUUUGAGGCGGAGGAGUUCAUGGAUGAAGAGAACAGGGCCGUCUUUUUGGACCCUCUCUCGCACGCGGCUGCCCCUGACCUAAACCAACGGCCACCUCCGCGGGUGAAAGUCAGGAUUGCCCGCAGAGACAAGUUGGCGCUGCUUGAGAAGCUGGACAGCGUGGAACGGCUCGCCCUGGUGCCUAGCAGCAGCAUCAGGCAGGGCUAUGAGAAUGGGCUGUUCACGGUGCCAAAAGAUGAAGUGCGAGACAGGAUGGUGCUGGACGCCAGACCUCCGAAUUGUUUGGAGGACAACACUGACGUGUGGAUCCGCUCUCUAGGGUCCUUAGUGCAGUUUCAGCAUUUUUUCUUGGAGCCAAAUGAAGAUGCCAGGUUGUUUGCGGAGGACUUGAGAGAGUUUUACCAUGCUUUUUCCAUCAGUCCCAGCCGGGUUCUUCGGAACGCCUUAAAGCUGAAGGUGAAGCCUCGACUUGUGGAGCACCUGAAGUGUUUCCAUCCUGGUUUGCAGCAUGAGGAGUUUCUGGUUCCCUGUUUGCGCACAAUGGCGAUGGGGGACAAUAGAGCAGUCAGUUUUGGGCAGGUGGCUCAUUUGGGCGUUUUGCUCAGAACAGGAGCUUUGCGCCUGGCGGAUUUCAUCUGCCUGGCAGCCCGGCCGCCAAGACAGAGGUGGCUAGCGGGCUUGAUGAUAGAUGAUUUGGUUUUGGUUGAAGCUGUGCCCAGAGAUGUUUUGGGGUAUAGCUCAACUUGUGAGGCCAUCAUCAAAAAGGUCAGAGAGCAGUACGAGCAGGUGAAGUUGCCUCGCCAUGAAGGCAAAGCUGUUUACAAUCAAGCACUGGGGACUUUUUGGGGUGCUCAGUUUGACGGAGAUGCGGGGUUGCUGAGACCCAACCUCAAACGAGCCAUUCCUCUGGCCUUCAUCAUCCUGCGCGUCUUGGAGCUUGGAAAAGUGAGCGUCGGUUUGAUGGAGGUCAUUGCAGGGUCCCUGGUUGCCGUUUUUCAGCUGCGUAGGAGGUUUAUGUCCAUCCUGCAAGAAAUUUAUGGUUCCCAACGGGGACGCAGAGAGGAGGAUGUGGUGCUGAUCAGCGCCGACUUGAGAGAUGAGCUUCUGUGCGUUUUGGCCCUUCUUCCUCUCUCUUGCAUAGACAUGCGCCUUGCACCUUCUCCUUACCUUGUUUGCAGUGAUGCCUCGAACAGUGCAGAAGCCGCAGUCAGAACGCGCGUUGGCAGUGCAGCCACACGAGAGCUGCAGAAGUAUGGUUUGCAGAAAGGGAUGUGGAACAAGCUGCUCUCUCCUCUUGAGUCUUAUAUGAGAGAGAAGGGUUUUGAGUUUGAGAGGGGAGAGAUUGAGGAGGAAUACCAGAUGCAUCCUGCGUGGCAGACCAUUGCGCAGGCAAAAGCUUUCGAGCGUUUUGGCAGGGUAAAGCAAGUGAGAAGUAGGAGGCACAUCAACAUAGGAGAGAUGCGGGCCGCUUUGGCCGCUGAGAAGGAAGUAGGCAAGGAGCAGCCGGGGUCCUAUUAUGUGCACCUGCAAGACUCUCAGGUCAGCCUGGCAGCACUCGUCAAAGGGAGGUCUUCCUCCCGCUCUUUGAACGAGGAGAUGCGCAGGUCGAUACCCGACCAUGUGCGCUUCAACACCCGUCCUUUUUAUGGUUUUCUGAGGUCGGCUUUCAACCCUGCUGACGACCCUACAAGGGAAGCGGAUCUGCGAAAACCCAGCCUGGAUGAGCCUCGCUGGCUGACAGAUCUGCAGAAGGGCGACUGUGGAGAAUUUGACAAGGAGAUGUUGCGCUUGGGCAGCCACCUCAGCCAGAUGACUGGGCUGCCGCCAGAGGAGAAGUUGAAGCCUAGGUUGGAGGUAGACUUGUCGAGCUCUGGAGCUUUGAAGCGCGCCAGACGCCGAGCUGGCGUCAAGAAGAAAGGAUCUGCAGCAGUUGAACGGUUAGAACCACCAGUCGAAGAGGCUGGGGAUGGACUGUGGAGAGCCGGGCCUUGUGACGUUGAAGCUCUGAGCGCUGAGCGGCAGUCGCCGGUGGAGGAGACCGGCGGCGAGCUCGCGAUCGGGCUGGCCCAGGCCCACAACCAUACGGCCCAGGGCGCUGAGCGACAGUCGCCGGUGGAGGAGACCGGCAGCAAGUUCGUGACCGGGCGUCAGCAGACUGCGACACGGUCCGGAGAGCGCCUGGGCACCCACUUGAUGCAUGCAGUUUCCAAAUCAGAAGAAAAGGGAAGUGGCGCUGAUAGCGUCAAUGCCAGAGUUGAGGAGGCAAGCCAGAAGUCCCAAUGGAAGUCGGAGGCGCAGAAGAAACGCGCGCUUCUUGAGCUUAGCCAGUUUGACAGCUCUCAGUUUUUGUGGUCAGAAGGCUACGCCAGUUUGGAGGAGGCAAUCAGUGCCGGCCCAGGGGUGUUAGACCUUUUUUCUGGAAGCAGAGGUUUUUCGAAAGCGAUGGUGCGGACCGCGAAAACUUGGGUCCUCACUUUCGACAUUGAGCACUCUGUUUCGGAAGAUCUUAGUAAAACCCCCCUCCAACACAACUUAGUAAGGCUAGUUAGGCUAGGACUCUUUGCCGCCAUGGGAGCUGGACCUGUCUGUGCGUCAUUCAGCACAGCCAUAACACCGCCAGUGCGCACCAUCGAGCAUCCCGAAGGGGUCGAUUGGUGCUCAGAAAAGCAACAGCUGAAGAAUGAACUGGGCAACAACUUUUUGGCUUUUGUUUUGCAGAUCACUCUUGCGUGCCUGGAUGCAGGGGUGAUCUUUUUUGUGGAGAACCCUGAUGGGUCUUGGAUGUGGAGGCAAAGACGUCCUGACUUGAGCUGGAGCAGCGUUUUGAGACGUCCUGGCGUCGAUGAUUUCAGGACGGACUUUUGCCGUUUCGGCACGAAGUGGCGAAAGAGAACUAGGUUUCGGACCAACAGUCACUUAGGCGGGCAGAAGCUGUUCUGUAUUUGCAAGGGCCACCAUUUGGUUCUGCGCGGGAGGUGCAAACAGAGAAAGAUGAACAUGACAAAACUGGCUGAACCCUACCCAAGGGGAUUGUGCAACAUGUUGGCUGGAGCGAUAGCAAGAGACGCAGGUUUCUUGGGCGAACGCCGAAAGCUGGACGUGAAUCUUUGCGCCCGGCAGUCUUCGUGCCGGAUUGGGGAGGCAUCUCACCCGGGGCCUCGUCGCGCCCCGGGGCAAAGGCCCCCCAUCCAUUUGGGAGAUGUGGAGCUUCUAGAACCUGCAACUAUAGCUAUCAGAGCGCGAGUCAUGCAGCGGUUUUUGGACUGGUUUGAGAUGGAGUGUCCCAACGCCGACUUUUUAUGUUGGCUCCGCGUGCCGAGCUUAGCAGUUUCCUUGCUGGUGGCUUUUGGGUACUUUGCUUUUGAGACUGGCUGCCCCCUGUUUUACUACAGACAGUUGCUUGCACAUGUUCAGAGAGAGCAUCCACAGUUGCGUCUUUACAUGUUUGCUGCCUGGGACACAGUGAGAAAGUGGGAGAUGCUGGAGCCUAUCCAACAUCGUCCUCCCAUGCCGGAGCCUUUAGUCAGAGCUAUGGCCACAGUGGCCGUGUCAUGGCAAUGGAACAGGUGGGCUGCUGUUCUUCUGGGGUGUUUCUUUUCUAUCUGUAGGGUAGGGGAGUUCAUCAAAGCCAGGAGAAGAGACGUUUUGCUGCCAAGUGAUAUUUUGGAUGACAGCCUCGUCAUCUAUGUGAAAAUUCACGAACCAAAGACCCGGAGAAGAGGUGCUAGAUCUCAAUACGCCACUAUUGUGGACCCUCUUGUUGUUCAUUUUGUUUCUGCCAUUUGGAGCCCUUUAGCUGCCGACGAUUUUUUGUACGGCAGCACCGCUGGAGCUUUCAGAUAUCGGUGGGACAAAAUUUUGCAGCACAUUGGUGUCACAAAAGUGCAUAGACUGACUCCAGGUUCACUACGAGGCGGUGGGGCCGUGGCGGCCCAUAAGAAAGGUAUGAGUAUUUCUGAUUUGCUUUGGCGUAUGAGAUUGCAACACCAGCAGACGUUGUCUUUUUACCUCCAGGAGACCACUGCAGUUUCAAUCCUUCCAGCCUUGCUGCCAGAAAUCCGGCAGAGGAUCUGUGACUUACGGGACCUCAUGCCAACUUACUUGCAAGUUGUGGCCCAGCAGCGCACAGUUGUGCACAAGCUUAGCUAA